Thlaspi arvense is the source of this 456-nucleotide messenger RNA. The record is from the annotation of a GenBank genome assembly. NCBI's taxonomy places the organism in Eukaryota, Viridiplantae, Streptophyta, Magnoliopsida, Brassicales, Brassicaceae.
AUGGCCGGUGACACAAAUUCAAUGAGAGACAUGGUCUACAGCAGCUUCCACAAAGGUGAAGACACAAUACGGUACUCCUUUAUUAGCCAUCUCUCUGCCUCUCUUCGCCGGAAAGGCCUGAUGGUUUCGUCUUCUUCGUUUGAUGAUAACUCCUCCAAAGAGACUAACAUAGAGAAACACAACUUCAAGGCCUUUGUGGUGGUUAUCUCCGAGAAGUAUGUGUUAUCUGCAGAAUGCCUGGAUGAGCUUGCGGAGAUUGAUGAUUGCCAACGGAAUAACCAAAACGUGGUGGUCCCGGUGUUUUACUGCAUAACUCAACCAGAAGUUGUUCAUAAAUCGCGGUUGAACAUAUUGAGAGAUACAUUUCCGCAUGAGAUUUACUCACCCGAGCGAUUAGCCCGAUGGGUUAGCGCUUUGAAGAAAAUGACCGACUCGUAUAAUUAUAAACCAAGGUAA